AUGGAAAUGCCAGCUAAGGAUAAAGCCGUAAAGGUUCGAAAGCAUGUGAGUAGUGCUUGUUUAGAAUGUCGAAGAAGACAUUUCAAAUGUGAUGGUAAACAGCCUAUUUGUGACAAAUGUCUAAAGUCUAACAAACCUUGUCAAUACGUUGCAAGCCAUCGUGGUGGUUCUCGAAAAAAAGGUGUUUCCACAAAGAAGAAGCCUAUAACAGUUAAUGAUGUGAACCGUGGACCAGAAAUGCCAAUGUUUGUUGCUGAUAUUGAAGAUUUUGGUAAAAAGAGCCAACCUCCUGUUACACCACCUGUUCAAUCCACAGAAAUCAAGACAAAUGAAGAAAUGUUCCAGCAUGUAAUGGAUUUACCAUGUGCCCAUGAUAGUAACAGAUGUACGGGACUGAAUUGUCCAGGGAAAAGUGCUGUAGAGUACAUGAAACAGCGUCCUAAUAAGCAUGCGCAUAUGAAUGAUACUGAAGCCCAAAUGAUGGAGACUUUGAGAAAGAAAAUAAAGUUAGAAAGCACAAUGAGUAAUAUUAAUUGUCUAUUUAGUGACAACAAUCCUCCAAUUGAUAUAAGGUCAUUUAAAGAGCUAGAAAUGACGACUAAUAUCCACAAUCCAAACAAUUUUGUUGAUCUCAUGGAACUCGACAAGAGCGAGAUCAUUAAAAACUACUACGAGAUGUUUCACCAUGCUCAUCCAUUCUUGCCACCUAGAGAAGAAAUGUUGAUUUACAUGUCAAACCUGUCAAUAGAAAAGGAGUUGUUGCCUAUUCUUAGUGUAAUCAGUGAAGGUGAAACUUCUUCGGUUACGCUAGAGCCGUUGACUUGGUAUCAGAUAGAUUGGUGCAAUGUAUUGACGUGGUUAGACAAAAUGGGUAUAUAG
This is a messenger RNA of Candida tropicalis MYA-3404, 879 nucleotides long. RefSeq names its product Zn(II)2Cys6 transcription factor domain-containing protein. Gene Ontology annotation, molecular function: DNA-binding transcription factor activity, RNA polymerase II-specific; zinc ion binding. Bases 1 to 879 code for a protein of 292 amino acids. Gene Ontology annotation, biological process: regulation of DNA-templated transcription. Lineage: Eukaryota; Fungi; Ascomycota; Pichiomycetes; Serinales; Debaryomycetaceae. The transcript has a single exon. The record is from RefSeq and is a predicted model, not a curated record.